AUGUCAUUAGUAUUUACAAAUUUAUACAAUCAAAUUGUUGCUACAUCAAUUCCAUCAUCGCCAUAUGAUUUACCAAAAAAACCUCUUAGUAAUUUACUCAAUGAAAUAACACGUUAUGUAGCUACAUCAUCAAAUUUAGACAAUGAUGAUGAAACAAUUAUAUUUGGAUUACAAAUUCUUCUUUUGAGUGAUAUUGAACGUGUUCGAACUGCAUCAAUUCGUGCUCUUCGUUAUUCAAUUCAUCGUGAGACUAUAUUAGACAAAUUUCUUGAAUAUCGUUUAGAUUAUCUUAUCUGUCGAUCGUUAACAACUGGUCUUGAUAUUGGACGUGAACGUUUAGAAUCCUAUAAAUUUAUUCGUCGUUUUCUUCAAUUACAUCCAUUUCAAAUUCCACAAUCAUUUGUUUUUAUUCUUGGUACUAUUGUUUCAUCAAGUUAUCUACCAACAAAUACAUCUACAAUGAAUAAUUCUGAUCCAAUGGUUAAAUUAUGUUUAGAAUUAUUAUGUGAAAUUGCUAUUCAUAAUCCACAUAUAUUAAAAGAAUGUCAAGUUAUAAAUAUAAUGUUAAAAUUUAUUGUUGAUUUUGAACAAGAUGAACUUGUUGAAAGUGUUAUUUAUUCAUUAUUACAUGCUAUUGAUCGUUUUACAAUUAAUGAUAAUAGUGAACCAACUAUUGUUGAUUCAGUUGAUGCAAACGGUCCAUCAUUAGUUUUUGUUGACGAAGGAAUGCGUGGACGACAUGAAUUAAUUAGAAAUAUGUUUAGUCAAUUGGUAGCCGUUUUUCCUUUAUGUGAAAAAGGAAAUAUGAAAUCAACUGAUCGUCGUGGAAUGACACCAGCAGCAUACGAUAAUUUAGCAAUUAAAGGAACUGAUAAAAUUCGAACACUUAGAUCAUGUACAGUAGCAUUGCUAACAAUUUUACAUAGUUGGAUAGGUUUCACUGCAUUUUGUCAAUCAAGAAAUUCGUCGAUUCGUUUACUUGUUAAUUGUUUAAUUGUGCAAUCUGAACCGAUGAAAAUGUCAAUUCUUGAUCUACUUUAUGAUUUACUUAAUCUUGAUACUCCAGCUCCUUGUGAUAGUUAUGAAGCUGCACUUAAAUCAACAUAUCCAAUAUGGAAUUUAACGACAGUAGAAGAAGGUUAUACUUAUGUGGCUAGUGAAGGUGCUGCUAAAUUACCACGUAUAUCAUCUACAAGACCCAAUUUACUUGAUAGUCAUAUGGCAUUAAUGCUUUUGACUUUUAUUGAUGCUGGUUUUCUUGAGGCUAUUACGGAAAUCGCAUCAAGUGAUAAUACAAUAUUAUCUAUUCGUGCUACACUUCUUUUAGCAAAUUUUAUUUGGCUGUGUAAUGAACAUCUACCCGAAGAACAAAGUUUUCUUUUAUUACCUCUUCUUAUGGACAUUGCUAUUGCUGAUGAUAAUAGUGUUAAACGAAGUUUUGCUAAAGAAGCUAUGCUUCAUAUAAAUGCAUUUUUUGAAUUUAAUAAACGUACACGUUACACACAUUCAUUUCAAUUAGCACAAUUAAUUUAUCAUUCUCAACAUUUAAAUGAUUAUUUUACAAUAGCACAACAUGUUAUUACAGAUACUACUCGAAGAAAAUCAAUGGUAGCUUCGGAUGAUCCUUUAGCUACAGAAAGAAUUGAUAAUUUAAUUCGUGAUACAAAUACAUUACAAACAAAUAUCUAUCAGAAAUGGAAUUGGGAUCUUAUAUUAGCCUUACUAAAAGAUUUUUCUAAAUUGGCAAAUCAAACCCAAGGUGAUCUUUAUGAACGGUUUCUUGAUAAACUAUUUGAUUUUUUCAAACCUGAAAACAAAGAUGGUUUUAGUAGUAUUCAAUUAACUGAUUCUCUAUCCAAUGUUACUUGCCGAAGUUUAAUAGCAUUUUCUGAUCUUCUUGUUUAUCCAUCUCGAAUACAAUCGAAUCAUAUAAAAUAUAUUGCAAGCAAUAUUGCUCGAACACUUUUAACAAGUAUUAAUGAUGCAUUAAAACAAUCAAUUUUAGCUAUGACAGAAGAUAUCGGACGUGCUAUUAUAACUGAACAUGAUUUAUUAUCAAAAAAUAGUGUUUAUUAUUAUCUAUUUCUUGGUCGUUUAAGUAAAACAGCAUUUGGUGUAGAAGCUUUAACUGAAAGUGAAAUAUUCGUUCGUCUUUUGGAAAUGUUAAGAAUGGAUGAUUGUUUUGCAACGUCAGCUAUUGUUGCAUUAUCAUCAUUUAAUUAUUAUUACGAUGGUUCAUGUCGGCAUUUUCUUGUACAAGCACUUAAAACACCUUGUAUGGCACUUCGUUUAUAUUGUACUAGUCUUCUACGUGUUAUUCUUCGUUGUAAUCCAGUUGCAUUCGGUACUUGGGGUGUAGAUCUUUUAUGUUCUCAGUUACAUGAUACAAAUCAAACCGUUGUUCUUGAAACUGUUUCAAUUAUUGAUGAAGCUUUAGAAGAUAAAAGAUUAACUAAUAUAUUUCAUAAGCAAUGGCAUGCAUUAACUGCUUUAAAAACUAAAAGCUCAUAUUUAAAUGAUAUAUAUCAUUUAAUUUCUGCACGUUUAUGUUCUAUACCAUUUAAUCAAUUAAGUGCGGAUACUACACAUCUAGCAAAAGUACGUGCAGAACUUCGUUAUUGGGAUAGAACAUUUAAUAGUCAAUAUGUUAUAUUUAUGGAAACAAGAUUAUUUGGUGCUUAUUCAGGUGGAGCUCUAUUAACAGAUGAUUAUUUUGAACGACGAAAAACAUCAUCAGGAGGAUCAAGAUUUGCAAGAAAAAAAAUUACUAUACAUGUAUCAACACAUAUCUAUAGACAAUUAUGUUUACAUUAUGAUGGAUAUAUAUUAUUACGUAAAGAAUCACGUUUAGAACAAUAUGCACAUGAUUUAAAACAACAUCCAACAAAUUGUAUUAAUUUAAAUGAAGCAAGAAACAUUAAAGAAGCAUUAUGGGCACUGGCACAAACAGCUAGUACUGAAAAUGGUUUUGAUUGGUUUAUGAAAAAAGAUUUAUUAGCGGAUUAUUUAAGAUUUGCUGAAGAAUGUCAAAAUUUAUCUGUUCGAGGUACGGCUUUCUAUGGUCUUAGUUUAAUAGCUCAAACUCCUGAUGGUGCAAUGUCAUUGAAAGAUUUUGGUUGGGAAACAUAUCGUGUACGUGCUCAUUCUAUACCAUCAUCAAUAGCAAAUACAGAUAGUUAUCAAUGUGCUGAAAGACGUUUAACUAAAACUGGUACAACAACAUCAUCAUCAUCAACAACAGCAUCGAAAAAUAUUUCUCAUCAAACUAGUGUCAUAUCUAAUGAACCAUCAACAGCUGAUGUAUACGGACGACAUCGAUCUAAUCCAUUACAAGAUUCUGUCGUGCCUGAAGUUAAAUCAAAACGAUCAUUUACUAUGCCUUCAUCAAUUUGUUUAAAUUCAACCGAUAAAACGGAUGUUCGACAUGUUGUUAUAGCUGAAGAAAAUGGAUCAACAUUACAAACAAAUUGUACUGCUACAGUAACAUUUCCAGAUGGUCUUCAACCUGGUAGUGAUGGUCCUGUUCUUAUUACUGUUCCUAUUCGUCGUUCAUCUAGUAUAUCAAAAGAAUUAGCAAAUCUAUCAAUUUAUCAUGAUUCUCAAAUAACUAGUGGAAGAACAGGAUCAUUUUCUGAUAUUGAAGGUGCUCGUUCGUCAUCGUUUGGUAAUCAUCCAUAUAAUAAUCCACCAUCAUCAACAAUAGGUCAAACAGUAACUGAUAGUUUACCAUUAGAUCGUCUCCGUCCACGAACAAAAUCAGCGCAUCAAUCAAAUGCGAUACGUCAAUCAAAACAAUUACAAAAAGUUCCUGAAGUUAUUCAAGCUUUACGUGCUCCAACAGCUAAUAAUGGUGGAAGAUCAGAACCAUCAGCAACUGAAGAACUUUAUCGAUCACGUUUAUUACGUUGUAAUUUUCUUUUAAAACCUGAUGCAGUUGGUUAUGAAUAUGCAAGACGUAUACAAGAAAUAAGUCAUGCGACUUAUACAUAUAUAACUAAUAGUAAUAAUACGAAUACGAAUUAUUUUGAUCAUGAUAAUGUACCAAUGAUUAGUAAACAAGAUGAUUUUUUAUCACCAUUUCAUACAUAUAUAUCGAAAUUUUAUAAGAAAAUGUAUGAAGCACAUAGUAUAAGUAAUCAACAAGUAGAUAAAUUUACAACAGAUGAUGGGAAAUUUUCUUUGGAACAACGUGAUUUAGAUGAUGCCGAUGAAGAUGGACAUACAAUUUAUCGUGGUUUGGCUGUACCAGUCGAUAUCCGACAAGUUGUUGAGAUAUCCGAUGGCUAUAAUUUGAACUUUGAAACUUGGUCUGAUCUUGUUCGUGCCCGUUCACGUGCUAAUACAAAUGCUGAUCAAAUACGUACACGUAGUACUACGAAUGCAUCAAAUAGUUCUGGAGAAUUUGCACCAACAACAAGUCCACCACCACCAAAUUUAUUACAAGAUCAAGUCAUACCUACAACAUUAACACCUUCAGUACAUCAAACAACAUCAGUACAAUCAGUAAAUAUUUGUAUGAUGUGUAAUAAUACAUCACAUGAAGAUCCAAGAGUAGUAAUGGAAAAAGAUUUGAUUAAUAUAAAAGCAUUAUCAAGUCGCCUUAUUGUUGGUAUUCAUACAGACGAAAUUGAAAAACAAUUAUUAAGUUUAAAAGAAAGUGAUCCACAAAUUUUUGAUAAUAUAUGUUUAUAUUCUGAAAUAUGUUAUAUAUUAACAUUAAGUUGUGUUCGAAUUGGUGCUCAACGUUUUCUACAUGAUUUAUUUUCCGAUUGUCAAUUUCAAAAAUUACGAACACGACGUCGUCUAGUCGAUAUAUUACAUGAAGAAGAAGAAUAA
Molecule: messenger RNA, 4836 nt
Organism: Adineta steineri
Lineage: Eukaryota; Metazoa; Rotifera; Eurotatoria; Adinetida; Adinetidae
Source: the annotation of a GenBank genome assembly